AUGGGAGGUCAGAAUCGGUCGCGUUACGCGAGGAGGCAGCCCGACCGCCCUUGGCGUCCUCCUCUCCCUUCGCAUGCUCACGGACACAAGCCCCGCUCAGUACCAUUAUGGGAAAGGGAAUUCUGCAGUUAUGUUGGCAACAUUUCCUGGCAGAGGUUCUGCGAAAACAAGCGAUAUGUUUCCAUAUUCCCUGACCUUGAGCAGUGGGAUGAUUCAGGAGCCUUUGAGAACUUCCAGAAUGCAAAGGCAAGGUUCUGGGCUAACUAUCAUGGCCAACAUUCUGAUAUUCCUCUGCCGGACCCUGAUAUGUACAUUGAUAAGGUCGAUCACCACUGCAAAGUUGAUCCUGAAUUGGUAGCUGACCUUGAUAAGGUACGGCUACCAAUUGACCCGGAUAACAAUUCAGUCAUGGCUACCGGAUCAGCCGAUGCCGGGGCAGACAACAUGUGUACUCAGAACCAGUCUGGAGACUGGGAUAUCUGCAUAGAAAAGCCAGCUGAAGUGGAUGAGUGGAACUGGGAACCCAGUCCAGGAUCCAAUGCGACUUGGGGAGGGAACAAUGAAUCUUCCAGUAAAUGGGGUACUAUCAACUUCUGUUGGGGUGCUUCUCUGGAGGAGCCUAGUUGGCACAGCUGGAGCAACGACCACUAUGCAUCAAACAACAGGUAUAAUAAUUUAUAUGGUAGUUCCAACAAUAACAGGUACCAGGAGCCAGGAGGAGGAUCCAAGUCACACAUCAGGAAGGAUAAUAACGGCAGCGGACACUUCCACCAGAAGAACAAGAAACUGAGGAACAAGGAUGAGGUCUUCGGAAGGAGCAGCUGGAAGGAUCCCAGAGGAAGAAAGAAGGAAUGGCAUCCAGUGCACAACAGGACCUGCCAAAGUGGGCAGGGAAUAGAAGAUGGCCCUUGA
Molecule: messenger RNA, 912 nt
Organism: Panicum hallii
Lineage: Eukaryota; Viridiplantae; Streptophyta; Magnoliopsida; Poales; Poaceae
Exons: 2
Coding region: 1-912 (303 amino acids)
Source: RefSeq, a predicted model, not a curated record